UGCGUAGCCUUUACUUAUGAACGUCUAGACGUCAACAACACGGCCCUUCUCAUCGUGGACCACCAGAUUGGUCUGAUGAACUACGUCCAUGACAUUGAGAAUACGCGUUUCUACAGAAGCGUAAUCGCACAUGCUGCCCUUGCUAAGCUCUUUGACAUCCCUGUUGUUAUGACAACGUCUGGAGAAACGGGGCCUAAUGGUCCUCUUCUGCAGGAAAUCCGCGACAUGUACCCAGAUGCCCCUUUUAUACCACGCAAAGGGGAGAUUGAUGCGUGGGACCAUCCUGACUUUAGAAAAGCGGUUGAGGAGACUCAUCGUAAGCAAAUGAUCAUAGCCGGAAUUGCCACUGACGUCUGUACCGCAUUUCUAGCACUCUCUCUUAGAGCAGAAGGCUAUAGUGUUUGGGCCAACGUUGAAGCGUCUGGUACAAACACUCCUCUGAUUCAGGAAGUCACCAAUGCUCAAAUGCGGGACGCAGGCGUGCAUCUAGUUGGAAUCAACGCGCUUCUGGGUUAUCUAGUCAAGGACUUUAGCAAUCCCGUUCCUGGUGGGGCUCGAAUCUACGACUGA
This is a messenger RNA of Trichoderma virens Gv29-8, 570 nucleotides long. RefSeq lists its product as uncharacterized. NCBI's taxonomy places the organism in Eukaryota, Fungi, Ascomycota, Sordariomycetes, Hypocreales, Hypocreaceae. The transcript has 4 exons. The annotation marks the transcript as partial. The record is from RefSeq and is a predicted model, not a curated record.